This is a messenger RNA of Acanthocheilonema viteae, 1227 nucleotides long. The record is from the annotation of a GenBank genome assembly. Lineage: Eukaryota; Metazoa; Nematoda; Chromadorea; Rhabditida; Onchocercidae.
AUGAUGCUACGAUUUCAAUUGUUUAUACUAUUUCGUGAGAAGACUUUUUCCAUUGCUCGACGAUUUUCUGUUAAUGACUUUACUCUUCGUACGCAUACAUGCGGAGAAUUACGUGUAGGACAUGAAAGCCAAAAAGUUAUUCUAUAUGGAUGGUUGCAGUUCAAUCGUCUGAAUCGUUUUCUUGUUUUACGAGAUGCCUAUGGCUCUGUGCAGGCCAGAAUUCCUGACAAAAGGCAAGAUUUAGUCGAAAAAAUCAAAAUGAUCAACUGCGAAUCCGUUUUAAAAAUUGAAGGAGUAGUUGUAGAUAGAGGUGAACAACAUCGCAAUGCAAAUAUGCGAACAGGGGAUAUUGAGGUACUAGUGAAUGAUUUAGAACUACUGAGUAGUUCGUCAGCAAAUUAUCCGCUGGAUGAGUUAACAUCGACGGAAGAAACGAAACUGCGAUAUCGUUACCUGGAUUUAAGAACAAAGCGGAUGCAACGAGCACUUAGGCUAAGAGCAAAUGUUGUUCAUGGGAUACGAAAGUAUUUGAUCGAAAAAGCGAAUUUUACUGAGGUUGAAACACCAACUCUGUUUCGCCGUACUCCCGGUGGUUCAAAUGAGUUUAUUGUUCCUGCACCGAAACCGAACCUCGGAAAGUUUUAUUCUUUGCCUCAAAGCCCUCAACAAUUCAAGCAGUUACUGAUGUGUGGUGGUAUUGAUAGAUACUUUCAGAUUGCUCGGUGCUAUCGUGAUGAAGGUGCAAAAUCAGAUCGACAACCUGAAUUCACACAAGUUGAUGUCGAGUUAUCUUUUACUGAUCAAGAUAAUGUUAUGAAACUGAUAGAGAAUAUUAUUGUGGAGUCAUGGCCUAAAGAACUGGAGGAUUUGAAGCCUUCAGCACCAUUCAAAAGGAUGAAAUAUCUGAAAGCAGAACGUUUAUUUGGUAUUGAUAAGCCAGAUUUGCGUAUUCCGUGGACUAUUAAUGAUUGCACUUCUGAUUUUUCAUUUCUGCGGAAGCGUGAAAAUUCAAAUUUCGUUGUGAAAAUUUUCAUUGCCAAUGAUGCAGAAGAUGUCGUCAAUGAGAACAGUUUAAAGGAAUGGACUCGAAUUCUGAAAAACAAUGUAUUAUCACAGAAUUUCAAAUUUCUUAAAACGUCAAAAAAGAAUUGGUUUGCAAAAAUCCAAAAUGACGUUCUGAUAGAAAAAUUUGAUAUCAAGGAAAAAGAUGUUGCUGUCAUAUCGUGA